AUGCAGGACGCAAGAAUGAAAGCCUCCAAAAAGAAAUGCACCGACUACCAUGAAGUCUACACCGAGAUCGCUGCAGUGACAUCAACAGCGGACAUCGAUAGUUCUUACAAGGGCUGUACAGACGUCUCCGGGGUAGAUGGCAGCACGGUACUGUCAUCAAACAGACAUCUUCUCCCCCAUUAUCCAACCCCAACCCGACGCAGACACCGCACAACGUUUAGUCAAGAACAGCUGGAGCAUUUGGAAUUGGCUUUCAGCAAGAAUCACUAUCCUGAUAUUUACUGUCGAGAGGAACUGGCGAAGAUCACCAAGCUGAAUGAAGCAAGGAUACAGGUUUGGUUUCAAAACCGGAGAGCGAAGCAUCGCAAGUACGAAAGGACAAACCAGAAAUCGGUGGCAGCAGGUGGAAUGAUUGCCUGCAGCAGCCUUAUGCCUGGAGUAUGUUCUAUGUCCCCAGCGUCUCGUCAGUAUCAGUAUUCCCAUACACUAAACCACAUUCCUCAGUUCACAUCAAUGGCCCCUACAAGUUAUCAGCCCCCGUCAUCUGUCGGGCAGUUCAUGUGUUCCAGCACACACCCCCAUUUACCAUCCGCUGCCCCCCCAUCCCGCCAGCACGACGACUGGUACAAUUCUCUAAGGUCCAUCAAUUCCCCAAGCACUGGAUUAUCAUCAUCCAUGAUAACCUUAGCACCUAUGGCCGCUUUAGAUCCGCACUCUCACUGGAGCUAA
Bufo bufo (common toad) is the source of this 729-nucleotide messenger RNA. RefSeq names its product homeobox protein prophet of Pit-1-like. Gene Ontology annotation, biological process: regulation of transcription by RNA polymerase II. NCBI's taxonomy places the organism in Eukaryota, Metazoa, Chordata, Amphibia, Anura, Bufonidae. The record is from RefSeq and is a predicted model, not a curated record. Gene Ontology annotation, molecular function: RNA polymerase II transcription regulatory region sequence-specific DNA binding; DNA-binding transcription factor activity, RNA polymerase II-specific. The transcript has 3 exons. The coding region runs from base 1 to 729 and encodes 242 amino acids.